AUGCAGCCCUCACCACACAGCCAGCCACCCAGUCAGCGCCAGCACCACAGUAGAUGGCGCUGCGACUCCCAGCAACAGCACCCCGAGUUUCAUACCCACAAUUCACACAAGCCACAGCCUCCGCUUCAGCUCCACCUGCAGCGCCAGCAGCAGCACGUGUCCCACCAACGACCGGCGUCAUCCAACGACAAACCCAACCCCUCAGGCACCACCAGCCAUCCCCCACUAAGUCCACUGCGUCAGUCCUACAGGCCGCUGCCCCACCUGUCCCAGCGAGUGCCCAAUCAAGCUCAGCCCCACACCCACAGACACACCAACUACCAAUUCCACAUGGACAAGUCAGCCAACGUCAGUGUGCAUCCGGUGUCCCAGCCCACCAUCAUCCCAGCAGCAGCAGUUCAGCCAGGCACAACGAUGCCAGCCAUCACCGCACCAGUACAGCACACCAGACCACCGCCCACAUCGCCAACGUUGCACAGUUGCCACAGAACACACAUCAGGUCACCACCCACACACGCCAACCGGCAGCAACCCCCAGCAGACCCCACUCCUCCAGUCACCCAAUCCAGCCGACCUCCGCCCAGGCUGCUCCACAGGUCAAUCACCCAGGCGACGCAACACCCGACUACUCCCUGGCCUGUUGCAGCCCAGCGGUCCCAAGUCACAGGCUUUCUGAAAAAGUCUCCCAUAUCCAGCUCCCAGUCAACCAGUUACACCAGCACUAGUCACCAGUUCAUCAGGCAACAGCCCCCGCGCCCUAGUCACAUUCAAGUCAGCACACCCCGCCACUUCCAAUCAUCCAUUACAGCCAGCAGCAACCCAGGCAUCCAGCAUUCAGCCAAGCAGACAGCUAGGUCGACAACUACUCAGUCAGCAGCAGCAGACCCCAACACCCAAUCCCCUUCACAGCACCAUUCUCCCCCAACCCAAGAACACGAACUAGCGCCAGCAGCACCACCAGCAGCAGCCCAGUCCCAGGCCCACAUAUCGUAG
Molecule: messenger RNA, 993 nt
Organism: Culex pipiens pallens (northern house mosquito)
Lineage: Eukaryota; Metazoa; Arthropoda; Insecta; Diptera; Culicidae
Exons: 3
Coding region: 1-993 (330 amino acids)
Source: RefSeq, a predicted model, not a curated record